AUGACUGCAAAUCAAAGUGAGGCUGCAUGUCCUGUAAACUGGAAAGAAUACAAUGGAGACUGUUAUUACAUUUCUGAGAAUAGAUUCAGAUAUUCAGAUGCUAUAAUUACAUGCUCAUCAAGAAAUGCAUCUAUGUAUGUUUUCCAUAAUGAAAAACAAAAGCAAUGGAUAAAUUCUCAACUUUUCCAUGGCACUCGAAUGGAAUUCUGGAUAGGAAUGCAACGUGUUAACAAAACAUGGACGUGGAUUGAUAAUACAACAUAUGAUGCGAACUCUACGCAUUGGUUGAGGAACAAGGUUGGUACAGCAAAUGAUGCACGACACAGAUGUGCUUCAAUGUAUUCCUAUAGACCCUAUACUGGACAGAUCCAUCAAAAUGACUGUUACCGUGGAAAUGGAAUCAUUUGUGUGAAGUCCAGAGAUUCUUAUGAACUAUGCAACAGAGAUGAUGGCUGGAUAUUAGUAGAAAAAAAAUGUGUUAAACUAUUUGAAGACAAGUCAGCUUGGCUUGAUGCUAACCAGACAUGUACAAAGAAUAGCGGAAAUUUAUAUCGGCCAAUAAAUGGAAGAGAAGUUUAUGCAUUAGGGGAAGUCGUUGGUUGCAGAACAGUAGAUAACCAAAUGUGGAUUGAUGUAUCUGAUGUGUACCUGGUAAAAGGAGGAACUUGUGUGUUUGCAAAUCCUCGCCAGAAUUUUUACUGGGAUGUAGAAUUAUGUACAGAAGAAAAGAAAUUUGUGUGCUCAAAAGAUACUGGUACUUGUCCUCAAGGCUGGGCUCAGUUUAACAAUGAAUGUUUCCAGUUGGUUAGUCUACCUUCAUUAAGAGAUAGCUGGUUUGGUGCCAAAACCUAUUGUAAAAACCAGAAUACACAACUGCUGACAAUAGUUAGUUCAGAUGAAGAAGGUUUUGUACAGAGUAUGAUGGUAGGUCAGCAAGUCCAGAGGGUAUGGCUGGGAUUUUCUGAUUCACCAGCCACACCUGAUAUUCUCUCUUGGAUUGAUGGAUCGUUGGUUUCUGCAGGAAAUUAUACUCACUGGGAUUUGAAUUUCCCUAAAUUAACUAAAAAUAGGACAGAUUGUGGAAUAUUUCAAGCUGGUCGAAUAGCAAGUGCUUGGUCCAAUGGAUAUUGUUUUACAUCAUUACCUUUUAUUUGUAAGGCUACAAUUACAACCGAUGUAGUUCAGAAGACCACUCCAAGGCCUGAUGUACACUGUGAUCCAGGCUGGAUAUUAUAUAAUGGACAAUGUUACUAUUUUGGUGCAUCACAGAACUCCAGUGGAUACAGUUGGGAUGAUGCACAGCGAUUCUGUUACGCAGCAAAUGGCGAUCUUACCACCAUCUCGGAUGCAAAUGAACAGGCAUUCAUUAAUAAUAACCUAUUGACAGUAAGCUCUGCCUGGAUUGGUCUUAGAUAUAGACCUACAACUAAGGGCUUGGCGUGGGUGGAUUAUACUCAAGUGGUAUUUGUAAAUUUCUACCCUGGUGAACCUGAUGAUUUGGGAAAUGGUCAAGACUGCAUUCAAAUCGUUGGUGGACGACAGGAUUUUACGGGGUCUUGGGAUGAUGGAAACUGCACUAAACAACAAGAUUUUAUAUGUAAAAAGAUAGCAUUGCAAGGAUUUAACACUCUUGUUACUUUACCACCAACAACUUUAGGAGUCUAUUCCUAUCGCUGUGGACCCCAGUGGAUCUAUGACUCUCUGGAUGAUUACUGUUACCAGUUUGUACUCUAUCAUCCCAAGACUUUUGCCAAUGCUCAGUGGGCAUGUCAACAAAUGGGAAGUAAUCUACUGAGUAUUACAGGACCAAGGGAACAGAGAUAUAUACAAGCCAUACUGAAUACAGGAAAAUAUUUAAAAGUAAGCAGUAACUAUUGGAUAGGUGGAUCUGAUGCCACACAGGAAGGUGGAUGGUCGUGGAUUGAUGGAUCACCCUUUGCCUACCUGAACUGGCAUCCAGGAGAGCCAAAUGAAAGAAUGUAUUCCCCAUCAGGAGAAGACUGUAUUGAGAUGGUGCCUAAUUGGAAUUAUCAAUGGAAUGACAAAAGAUGUGAUAAAGAACAGUAUUACAUCUGUAAAAAGCAAGCACUACCAUUGACAACAACUGCAUUAACUCCAACUUCAGGUCCUAUUUAUACAUGUGGAAAUGAGCCGAUGAUAUCAGGGAACUACAGCUUGUUAGAUGGUGACACUUCCCUAACAGCAUCAUCAGUUCGAGAUUCUGCUCAUGGUCCAUUUAAUUCUAGGCUAUAUUUAUCUGGUCUAAGUGGAGCUACCUAUGCUAAUACAGCAGGAUGGUCAGCACUGAAAAUGAACAAAGGAGAAUAUAUACAGGCCUACUUCUAUAAUCUUAUCACAUUCAAAGGCAUUACAACGGCUGGUAAACCUGAUGGUUCAGAAUGGGUGCAGCAAUACCAAAUUCAAUAUCAAUAUGACUAUUUCUCAGAGUUAGUUUGGUAUGAGGAGCCACCAGGUACUGUUAAGAUUUUUAAUGGUAACACAGACAAUACUUCACCAGUAACAAAUGUUAUCCAGUUUCCAUUUCAAGCCAAAUAUAUUAGAUUGUACCCAAGAAAAUGGUACAAUGCUAUAUCUCUGAGGUGGGAGGUUCUUGGAUGUGUUCAGGAAUUUUGUAUUUCUGACUAUGCCAUCAGCGGGCCAUUAAUAACGUCAGACAAUGGACUCACAGCUUCAAGUUCUCUGAGUAGUACAUAUUCUCCAGCAGCAGCCCGUCUUCAUCCAUUAUCACCACAUACAGCACCAUCUUGCUGGAAAACAGCCUCUGGCGAUAGGAAUCCAUUCAUCCAGGUGGAUCUUGGUUCAAUAAUGAUCAUAAGGGGAAUAACUAUUGCUGGAAACCCUAAUGCACAAGAAUGGGUGAAAAGUUUUAGAGUUGUGUAUGGAGCUAAUUCAAAUCUGGUGACUUCUUAUUAUCAGGAACCAUACAAAACUAUAAUGGUAUUCGAUGGAAAUGUAAACAACAAUGAGACUGUUACUCGAUACUUUAAAGGACAUUUUCAGGCUCGAUAUAUUAAAGUAGAACCUGUCUCCUAUGAAAAAGCUGUAGCAUUGAGAUUUGAUGUUAUGGUUUGUCCUCAAGGUUGCAACCAGAAAACACUGCUGAGUGGUAAAACAGGUGUAAACGAUGAUCAGCUCUCUGCCUCCACAACUCAAGACAAUUUUGUAGGUCCAGCACAGAGUAGACUGAACCAGCUAGCAAUAGGAAAUACAGGUGGUGCAUGGUCACCUACGUACAAUGACCAAAGGCAGUGGAUUCAGGUUGAUUUACAAGCCAUGGUCCAGAUAACAGCAAUAGCUACACAAGGACGAGCAGGCCACGAUGAAUAUGUUACUCAAUAUAAGAUUGCUUCCUCACCCGACGGCAGAGCAUUUAUUAUGUAUUCAGCCUUUCAGAGGAAUGCUGUGGUCUUCAGUGGUAAUAUGGAUGAUAGUAUGGCUAGGAAGCAUUACUUGACAUUACCUAUUGUGGCCAGAUUUAUCAGGAUAUAUCCAUUUAACUACCAUAAAAAGAUAUCCCUUCGGUGGGAAGUUUAUGGCUGCCCAGGACCAGAUUCUGGAACAUCAAUUGGUUGCUAUGCAGACGACAAAUUAAGCAGAGAUUUAUCCUACGAACCAUAUGGCGAUCCCUCAGUUGGCAUGUGGCCGCCAAUGUGCAUUCAUCACUGUUUUAGCAAAGGAUAUUAUUAUGCAGGACUCCAGAAUCGGUACAUGUGUUUCUGUGGGAAUUCUUAUGGGAAAUAUGGUAGAUCCAUGACCUGUAAUCAGCCAUGUUACACGAGACCAAGUUACAAGUGUGGUGGAAUUACUUCUAAUUCUGUUUAUACAACUGGACUAACACCUGUGACAAAAGUGUGUCCACCUAAUUGGAAGGCGUAUAAUGACAAGUGUUACCUGUUACUGUUCAACCAGACAUCAUGGCUGAAUGCCAGAAAAGAUUGUCGUAUCAUGGGAGGUGACUUGGCGACAGUCAACAGCCAGGCUGAGCAAGAUUUGGUCUAUAGUAUUAUGAGUAAUAAGGGAGCCUCAGAUGUUUGGAUAGGACUGAAUGAUCAACAGGAACAGAAUUUCUUUGAGUGGAUAAAUGGAGAAGUUACAUUGUACACUAAUUGGAAUGUCAACCAACCAGCCAAUACAAAUAGUGCCAAUGAGAACUGUGUAAUGAUUAACCAAACAGAUGGAGGUUGGCAGGACCAGAACUGUGGUGAGCCACACCAGUAUUUAUGUAUGCAGGCUAAAUCAGGAUCAGCUCAGCCAACACUGCCACCACAAUCUCCGGGAUGUGAUAUUGGCUGGAUUGGUUUUAGAUGGUCUUGUUAUUUGUUCAUGGACCAGACCAGAACAUUCGCAAGAGCUAACCAGGCAUGUAAGGCAAGGGGAGCAACUCUUGUACAGAUAGAUGAUAGAUUUGAGCAAGCAUUCUUAUCAAGUACAUUGAAUAUGAAGAAAGGCAUGUACUGGACUGAUGCUACUAAUUUAGUAUCACCUGGAACAUUUAAAAACUUUGACAAUCAUAGAGAAGUGCUAUAUACCAACUGGGCUCCAAAUAGACCAGGUAAUUCCCGAUCAUGUGUUGCUAUGCAGACCAAGACACCAUCAGGCCUGUGGAUUGACACCAAUUGUACAGCUUUGUCAGGAGCUGUUUGUGAGAAAAUUGGUUUAGGGCAGACAACUCCAAAACCACCUACAACAACUCCUUCACCUGUACCCUGUCCAAAAGGAUGGAUAGAAGUCAACGGGUAUUGUUACCAGGUAAAUGCUGUACAAGGCAGUCGACAGAUGCCAUUCAGGGAUGCUGACAAGGAUUGUCAAUCACAGGGAGCAAGUCUAGCAAGUUUCCAUAAUAGUUCUGAUAUUGAUACUCUGUGGAGAAAUAAUCUUGUUGGCUCAAAAGUCAACUUCUGGAUUGGAUUAAAUGAUCUGACAUUAGUAAAUACACAAAGAAAAUACAAAUGGACAGACAACUCACCACUUAAUUUUGUUAACUGGGGACCAAACGAACCAAACAAUUUCCAUGGAACUGAGGACUGUGCUGAAGUUCUAAGCGCUACAGGUUUAUGGAAUGAUCAAAACUGUCAGUACCAUAGAAACUGGAUUUGUAAAGUGAGAAAAGGUGCCAAUGUACAUGCCAGACUAGUAAACCGUGCUCCAUCUGCAGGUCCUCCUGGUCAGUGUGUUGGACUUAUCAACUGGACGUUUUACAACAAUAACUGUUAUAUAGUAAUGGAUGGUGCAGGGAACAAUGCUAAGACCUGGAGAGAAGCAAGACAAUGGUGUCAGGGAUAUGGUGCAGAUCUGGUCUCCAUUGGAAGUAUGCUGGAGCAGUUGUUUGUACAAUACCAGGCAUCAAACAUCUCUUCUUAUACUCUGUGGACAGGUUUCAGUGAAAUUGAUAAUGAGUUUGGAUAUAAGUGGUCAGAUGGUACAGUACCGUCUUACAUCAACUGGAAUCCUGGGGAACCUAAUGAUUAUGCUGGGGCUGAAGACUGUGUAGAAAUGAUGGUGUUUAAUGGAAAAUGGAAUGAUGCACAUUGUGCCGAAAAGAAAGGAUUCAUAUGUAAACAAACAACUGGUGUGAAACAACCGACAACCCCUACUCCUCUUAUGACUGGGUAUUGUCCUGCUGGAUUUAGAGCUCAUCGUAAUAAAUGUUACAAAGUAUUUACAACCUUGAAGAAUUGGACAGAUGCCAAUACUGCCUGUCAGGCUCUGGGUGGUGGAAGGAAGGGAUAUUACCUUGCUAGUAUUGGGAAUGUGUUUGAGAAUGCUUUUGUGACAACCUUGUUGCAAGGUUCUGGUGUUGAACCAUGGAUAGGUCUGAAACAAAGAAAUGACCAUCAGUUUUACUGGAUAGAUAAUACAGACGUAACAUAUACCAAUUGGGAUGUAGGACAGCCUAAACGUCCUGAAGUAGGACCAAGUGGAAAUUCUUUGGUAUGUACAAGAAUUUAUAGUGCCCUUCAUAAUGCUGGUAGAUGGAGUGCCUCUCUAUGUAGUUUAAAGAAGGGAUAUAUCUGCGGCACUAAUAAAAAGUCAUACAUCACUACACCAGAAGCUAUACCUAAUCCCUGUCCUUCUGGUUACCUGUCUUAUGGCAUGGACUGUUUCCAGUAUGUACCAACCAAAGCCACAUGGUCUGUAGCAGACGCAGAUUGUAAAUCAAGGAAGAGCUUCCUAGCAACAUUAGCUAAUCCAUUUGAACAGAACUUCUUGUUUCUGAUGAUUAAUGAUCCUACAGUGAGACCUUCAAAAUCUUCUGUUUGGAUAGGACUCAAUGAUGUCAGAAAUUCUGGAAGCUACAGUUGGACACAAUCAGGUUGGUCAGUUAUUUACACAAAUUGGGACAAUGGUCAGCCAACACGGCCAUCAGGAGGUGGAUGUGUCGCAGCUAAUAUAUCUGGACAAUGGACUGACACUACUUGUUCUCAACCUUUACCAUAUGUGUGUAAAAAUACAACAGGAACACCACCUGCCACCCCUCCAGGACCAAAUGGACAGUGCCCAGGUCAGGGCUGGAUCUCAAAUGGCCCAAAAUGUUAUAGAUUUUAUUACAAGACCUCCUUAAGCUACCUGGAUGCCACAUUGGAUUGUAGUAGACAGCAAGCUUCCAUGGUCUCCGUCCAUAGCAUGGACCAAAAUAAUUUCCUGAUUGCUACUUUGAAGUCAUAUACAGUACAGUCAGAAGGAUUGUGGCUUGGCUUUCACAAAUCAUCGACAGCUGGAUUUCAGUGGUAUGAUAAAUCUACACCACAGUUCAUAAACUGGGACCAAGGACAACCAUCAGGGAAAGCUCAGAGAGGGAACCAGGCGAACUGUGUGGAGAUCAGAUCAUGGAAUGGGAAGUGGAAUGAUUUAGAUUGUUCAGAGACACGUGGAUACAUUUGUGAAAAAAUGCAAGUGGUAGACACAGCAGACAAUACCACACCAGGACCACAGAAGUCAACGAUAGUUACACCUACAAAAACACCAACAAUAGUUCCUCCUACUAUUACACCACCAUUACCAGGGAAACAUACAGCAGGAUCAUCUGUUAGACCAACAGGAACGACACCUGCACCGCUAAGUAGACAAACUCAGAAAACAGCUCCUCCAAUGCCAACUGUUCCUCACAUAUCUCCUUACACAGGCACACCUCAGUCUGUGCAUCAAGGGGCCCCAAGCAAGAAUGGACUAAGUUCAGGUGCAAUAAUAGGAAUAAUCAUUGGUCUUAUUGUGGCACUAGCACUCCCAACAGUUGGGAUUGUUUUAUGGAAAAGAAGACAGCCACAUACCAACCAGAAUGGAACCCCUGGUGGUUUUGAAAAUUCUACAUAUCAACUGGACACAAAACAUGAGACAGAAACCAGUGAAGAAACAGACUCUUAAUGAUAUUUAGAGAUUAUUGUUUGGUUAUUUUGUAACUAAGCAACAGUGUUAAAUUGAGGUCACUGCUGUUCAUAAUGCUGGAAGGCUAUUGAACCAUUCAAAUGUGAAUAUUUAUGUACAAAAUAUGUGGUAUGUGAGUUUUCUCGUAUGUAAUGGAUUACAAUUAUGUUCACAAUAUGUAUAUACAUGUAGAUAACAAAUGUGUAUAUAAUAUAGUAUAAGUAUACAUGUAGAUAAAAAAUAAGGAAUUAUUUAUUUCACCAGAAAUAGACAGUAGAAAGCCAACAAAUUCAUGUACAUUAAUGCUUACAUUAGCUUAAUACUUUGUACAGCCUUUAACCACUUUUAGUUAUUUGUUGUACAUUUUAUUUAUUUCAUGCAUUUUCAUUUUGUAAGAUGUAAAAAUGUCAUUUCAGGCUUUCAUUAUUAUCAUUCAUCGUGAUAUCACUAGCCACAGUUUAGGCUAUUGCCAACAAAGGACAUUCUGCAUAUUUUUUGUUAUUUAUGUAGAACCACUUAAAAGAUUAAAAAAAUAUUGUAAUUACAUAUCUGGUUUAGUAUUUCUAGUAAGUGAUUCCUAAAAACUGUGUUGAUCCUUAUGUGGAAAAUAAAUUAAACCCAGUGAAAAUCUUAAUUGAAACCUCAAAUGGUAGGCAGGUUCCUUGUAAGUACUUUAGGCAGGAAGCAGAUUUGAAGGCAAUGAUCAACUGUGUUUUUUAUUAAUUUUGAAAGGACAUAAUGCAAACCACAUGAGAAAGCAAAAACUCUGUUGACUUCAUAAGAUUUCUGCAGAAUCUAUAGGAAAAUGUAGCAAGCUACCAUACAAACAAUAGAUGUAUAAAAGAUGUAUAUUUGUAAAAUAUUGAAUUUGUUAAAUAUUUAAUAGUAAUAUUAUACUGCAACAAAGGUAUUCAUUUGAUGAUACUGUAAAUUAAGAAACUGUUAAGUGCAUCUUUUAUUGCUAUUGUUGAACAAUGGACAAAAACAUGAGUUUGUAAUUUUAGGUAAUAAUUGUAACCAUUUCAGGAAAUGCUACACACAAAUAUUGCCAGCAAUUGAUUUGGAAAAAGCUUUUAGGUCACAAUUUUUGCAGAAUUAAGGACAUCACAAAAAUUUAUGAAUUUACAGUUUUCUUUUUUUUGAUAAAUUUCGCUUCACAAUAGAAAAGGGAUUAUGCAGCAGCAGGUUGGAUGAAGAUAUUAAAAUGUAUCCACAAUCAAAUUGUAUUUAUCAUUGUUGCAUUUUUGAUAUCUGUGUAAUAUGUUUUACAAUUACCAUGACUACUAAGUAGAUAAU
Molecule: messenger RNA, 8679 nt
Organism: Mytilus californianus (California mussel)
Lineage: Eukaryota; Metazoa; Mollusca; Bivalvia; Mytilida; Mytilidae
Exons: 49
Coding region: 1-7383 (2460 amino acids)
Molecular function (GO): signaling receptor activity
Source: RefSeq, a predicted model, not a curated record